This is a messenger RNA of Rotaria sp. Silwood1, 261 nucleotides long. NCBI's taxonomy places the organism in Eukaryota, Metazoa, Rotifera, Eurotatoria, Philodinida, Philodinidae. The record is from the annotation of a GenBank genome assembly.
AUGGAGGAAGAUGUUCAUCAUGAUGUGAUACUAAAUCGUCUUGAUUUACUUGUUUAUUUGGAUUGUGUUGUUAAAGAAAUUUUACGUUUUUCUCCACCUUUGGAUGGAGGGGCUCGAACAUUAACUAUGAAUGAUCGAUUACCAAACAGUGGUAUUCAAUUGUAUACAAGUGAUCAAAUAAUUAUUCCCAUAUGGAUUCUUUCAAAAGACCCACGAUAUUGGUCGAUCGAUCCCGAACUAGUCUAUUCAGAAAGAUUUUGA